AUUGGUUUGGGCAAAUUCAGAAAGCAAAGUUGAUUGAAAGUCGAUGUUUCUGGAAUGAGAACUCGGCCUGCUUUAAUCGAAGUGCUUCCCCAAGGAUUCGUCCUUCCUGCCGCUCCUUCAAGCCUACAACAUUUGUCAUCUGUACAACUUCAAGUGUUGAAAGUAGUGGCUUUCAGGGAAGCAAAUGGGGAAGAGGGGCGCCUGACAAUUGGUCUGAGAAGGGAGUUGUCAUCAUAAUGGGUGGUGUUGUACCGUGACUUUUUGACAGGAGAACAUUUGAGCUCCUGGAAAGUCACCCUGUCGCAAUGGAUCCCUCUUUCGUGUUUGACCUGGGCGAUGACGCACCACCAGCCCGCCCCGCGCAGUCUCCUUGGGACUUUGGCAAUGCUGCCAAGCUGGUGGAUGAGGAGCAUUCACAGCACAGGACGACGUCCAUCGAUCACAAGAUCCGGGAGCAAUUGCGGAGGAGGACAAUUGUGAGGGGAAGUGGUUUCAAGGAUUCGGGUGGUGGGGCAAAGGAAGAGUCAGAGGAAGAGGACCAGAUUGAGGAGGAGAGCGAUGAAGAGGAAGAGGAGGAAGAGGCUGAGAUUUUGGAGGCAAAUGGUAAUGGUUUACAAGGGAAUGGUAAUGAUGGUGUAGGCGGUGGUAGUGAGCAGGCGGAGAGCAGCGAUGAUGAGGAUUCAAGUGACGAGAACGAUGAGCUGGAGGAGAAGUGGGAGCAGAAGGCGCGCGCGCGGUCUCAUGCGGAGGCAACGAGUAGCAAGCCGGCUCUUCCAGACAAACAGGUCAGAAGGAAGAAUGGCAGAGCAGAGACGAAUGAGGGCGGGCCAUCAUCGAAGGGUACUUUCUUCUCAUCCUCUGAGGGCGCCUCUUUCACAGCGCGCUCUUUUGGCGAGCUCAACAUCUCCCGCCCGUUGCUCAAAGCCUGUCAAGCCCUGGGCUACGAAAAGCCCACGCCGAUCCAGUCAGCGUGUGUGCCCCUCGCACUAACUGGCCGCGACAUUUGCGGGAGUGCAAUCACUGGCUCUGGCAAGACGGCCGCGUUCGCACUGCCCAUUUUAGAAAGGUUACUAUACCGCCCCCGCCGGGUGCCCGCGACCAGGGUACUGGUUCUUACGCCGACGCGCGAGCUGGCAGUUCAGGUGCAUUCGAUGAUUGAGAAGCUGGCGCAGUUUACGGACAUCAGGGCGUGCCUGGUGGUGGGAGGAUUGUCAAACAAGGUGCAAGAAACGGCGCUGCGCCUGCACCCCGACGUCGUGGUCGCAACCCCCGGGCGCAUCAUCGAUCACGUGCGCAACACACAGUCGGUGGGGCUGGAGGAUUUGGCGAUCCUGGUGCUGGACGAGGCGGACCGUCUGCUGGAGAUGGGCUUUGUGGACGAGGUCAAGGAGAUUGUCCGGAACUGUCCGAAGAAGAGGCAGACGCUGCUCUUCAGUGCCACGAUGACCGACGAGGUUAACCAGCUGAUCACCAUGUCGCUGCGUAACCCGGUUCGGUUAUCAGCUGACCCGAAAACACGGCGCCCGGGGACGCUGGUAGAGGAGGUGGUUAAGCUGAAACCCAGCCAGGAAGCCGACAAGGAAGCACUUCUGCUGGCGCUGUGCACACGCAACUUCCGCAGCAAAACGAUAAUCUUUAGCGCAACGAAGUCAGAGGCGCAUAGGCUGAAGAUCCUGUUUGGCUUGGCGGGCCUGCGCGCGGCGGAGCUCCAUGGGAACCUGACCCAGGCGAUGCGGCUACAGGCGCUCGAGACUUUUCGUCAGCAGGAAGCCGAUUACCUCAUCUGCACUGACGUGGCCGCACGCGGGCUGGACAUUAUGGGCGUGGAGACAGUUGUCAACUUCGACUGCCCCAAGGAUAUAACCAAGUAUGUGCACCGAGUAGGGCGAACCGCGCGUGCGGGACAAAACGGAUGCGCCGUGACUUUUGCCACGGAGAAAGACCGUGCGCUGCUCAAGGCGGUGGUCAAGCAGGCGGGCCGCUCGCUGCGGAGCCGCCAGGUGGCAGCAGCAGCUGUUGCCAAGUGUCGCGACCAGAUUGAGCGGCUGGAAGAGGACAUUCGGGAGGUGAUGCAAGAGGAGCAGGAGGAGCGCGCGCUGAGGAAGGCCGAGAUGGAGGUUAACAAGGCGUCCAACAUGGUGGAGCACGAGGCGGAGAUCUACUCGCGCCCACCGAAGACGUGGUUUCAAUCGCCCAAGGACCGGAAACAAGCGGCGGAAACGGCGAAGAAGGCGGCGGAGGGCGGGGCAGGUGGGGAAAAGCAGGUCGAGAGUGCGCUCAGCGCCAAGGACCGGCGGGCGCUUGAGAAGAAGAAGGCGGAGAAGGAGAAGCGGCUGCCUAGAAAGAAACGGCGGCGGUUGGAAGCGGAGCGGCAGAUCGCAAACGACCAGGCGGAGAUGGACGGUCAAGUCGACGAGCCGAAACGGAAAAGAUCGAAACAAGACGACGAUACGCCAAAAACGUCGAUGGUCGACGUGGGGUAUCGGAAGGCGAAGGGCGCGAAGUCGAUCAUGAAGCUGAAGGAGGCGGGUUUGCUUGACCCGCGAAAGGUAGCAGCCAUGAAAGGGGUGAAAGGGAAGAAGGUUAAGAAGAAGGUUAGGCCGGAGGGGCAGGAAGGGGGCCAGGAGUCGGGAGCGGGGUCAGGCGGGCCCUCUCCGGCGGGCGGCCUGAAGAAGAAAGAGCAUAUGAAGCCGCGGAAAGCGUUCAAAAGCAAGAAACGAUACAAGCGGAAGUGA
Messenger RNA from Klebsormidium nitens, 2735 nucleotides. Lineage: Eukaryota; Viridiplantae; Streptophyta; Klebsormidiophyceae; Klebsormidiales; Klebsormidiaceae. The record is from the annotation of a GenBank genome assembly.